Molecule: messenger RNA, 3107 nt
Organism: Poecilia reticulata (guppy)
Lineage: Eukaryota; Metazoa; Chordata; Actinopteri; Cyprinodontiformes; Poeciliidae
Source: RefSeq, a predicted model, not a curated record
GAUUUUCUUUCAGGAAGUUCCACGUCAGUGUCCAAUGCACUGCUCACUGUAAUAGUAACCCCCGACCGAAGUGCUAGCAACGUUUUUAUUCAAUUAAACUGCGAUAACACGGGGAUAAAACAUGCCUCUGAGGCUGGACAUUAAGAGGAGGCUAACAGCCCGGUCGGACCGAGUAAAGAGUGUGGAUCUUCACCCAACCGAGCCAUGGAUGCUGGCCAGUCUCUACAACGGCAGCGUCUGCGUAUGGAACCACGAAACGCAGACUCUGGUCAAGACUUUUGAGGUGUGUGACCUGCCUGUCAGAGCGUCCAAGUUUGUGGCCAGGAAGAACUGGGUCAUCACCGGAGCAGAUGACAUGCAGAUCCGUGUGUUUAACUACAACACCUUGGAGAGGGUYCAUAUGUUUGAGGCCCAUUCUGACUAUAUCCGUUGCAUUGCUGUUCAUCCAACCCAGCCGUACAUCCUAACCAGCAGUGAUGAUAUGCUGAUCAAGCUGUGGGACUGGGAAAAGAAGUGGACGUGCAGCCAAGUGUUUGAAGGUCACACUCAUUACGUUAUGCAGAUUGUCAUCAACCCCAAGGACAACAACCAGUUUGCCAGCGCCUCAUUGGACAGAACUAUUAAGAACAAGACCUGCGUUCAGACUCUGGAGGGCCACGCUCAGAAUGUCUCCUGUGUCAGCUUCCACCCUGAGCUGCCCAUUAUUAUCACAGGAUCUGAGGAUGGUACGGUGCGAAUCUGGCACUCCAGCACAUACCGCCUGGAAAGCACACUCAACUAUGGCAUGGAGCGAGUGUGGUGUGUGUGUGGUCUUAGAGGCUCCAACAAUGUGGCRCUGGGAUAUGACGAAGGCAGCAUCAUCAUCAAAGUUGGUCGGGAAGAGCCAGCCAUGUCUAUGGACACCAACGGAAAGAUCAUCUGGGCUAAACACAGCGAAAUACAGCAAGCCAACCUGAAGGCCAUGGGCGAAGCUGAAAUCAAGGACGGGGAGAGACUGCCGCUGGCUGUCAAAGAUAUGGGCAGCUGUGAGAUUUACCCUCAAACCAUCCAGCAUAACCCGAAUGGACGKUUUGUUGUGGUAUGUGGCGAUGGGGAGUACAUCAUCUACACCGCUAUGGCUCUGAGGAACAAGAGCUUCGGUUCAGCUCAGGAGUUCGUCUGGGCCCACGACUCGUCCGAAUAUGCCAUCAGAGAAAGCAACAGUAUUGUCAAAAUCUUCAAAAACUUUAAAGAAAAGAAAUCCUUUAAGCCCGACUUUGGAGCAGAAGGGAUCUACGGGGGUUUCUUACUCGGGGUGAGGUCUGUGAACGGCCUGGCAUUUUAUGACUGGGAGAACACGGAGCUAAUUCGCCGCAUUGAGAUCCAGCCCAAGCACAUCUUUUGGUCAGACUCUGGUGAGUUGGUCUGCAUUGCCACGGAGGAAUCCUUCUUCAUUCUCCGUUACAUGGCAGAAAAAGUAGCCGCCUCUCAGGAAAACAAUGAGGGCAUAACAGAGGAUGGGAUCGAAGACGCCUUUGAGGUGCUGGGAGAGAUCCAGGAGAUUGUGAAGACUGGGCUUUGGGUUGGAGACUGCUUCAUCUAUACCAGUUCUGUAAACAGACUCAACUACUAUGUAGGAGGAGAGAUUGUGACUAUUGCACAUCUGGACAGGACCAUGUACCUGCUGGGUUACAUCCCAAAGGACGACCGUCUUUACCUUGGAGACAAGGAGCUCAACAUUGUCAGCUACUCCCUGCUGGUUUCUGUCCUGGAGUAUCAGACUGCCGUGAUGAGAAGAGACUUUGGGAUGGCAGACAAGGUGCUGCCCACCAUCCCCAAAGAGCAACGGACCAGGGUUGCACAUUUCCUGGAGAAACAGGGUUUCAAACAGCAGGCGCUGGCCGUGUCUACAGACCCAGAGCACAGGUUUGAGUUGGCUUUACAACUGGGGGAGCUGAAGAUCGCCUACCAGCUGGCUGUGGAAGCAGAAUCUGAGCAGAAAUGGAAGCAGCUAGCCGAGCUGGCUAUCAGUAAGUGCCAGUUCGGGUUGGCCCAGGAGUGCCUGCACCACGCUCAGGAUUACGGCGGCCUGCUCCUUCUCGCCACCGCCUCGGGGAAYGCCACCAUGGUGGGCAAGCUGGCCGAAGGGGCAGAAAGGGACGGCAAGAACAACGUGGCCUUCAUGACGUAUUUCCUCCAGGGGAAACUGGAUCAGUGUCUGGAGCUCCUCAUCAAGACUAACAGACUACCGGAGGCAGCGUUCCUGGCGCGGACAUACCUGCCCAGCCAGGUGUCCCGUGUGGUCAAACUGUGGAGGGAGAGUUUGGCUAAAGUCAACCAGAAGGCUGCUGAAUCACUCGCAGACCCCACAGAGUAUGAAAAUCUGUUCCCUGGGCUGAGAGAAGCAUUUGCAGCCGAACAUUACCUGAGAGAGACCUGCAUCGGCAGCUCCAGGCCCGCCAAAGAUUAUCCACUUGUUACACCCAAUGAAGACAGAAAUAUUCUGGAGGAGGCUCAGGGUUACGAACCCAAAGGCACCUUUGUUCCCUUCGUGCCUCAGACAAAAGAGAACGAUGAAUCCAGCUCGGUGCCAGCAGCCUCCGAGACGCCUUCACUGCCCAAACCUGCAACUCCUGAAGCAGCAGUUCACAACGAGGAGGAGGAGGAAGAGGAAGAGGAGGAAAAGCUUACAUUCGCACAGUCAGAGAAAGAGAAGACUCUAGAUGAGUUGGAAGUGGACCUGGACAACAUGGAGCUGGAUGACAUCGACACCACAGACGUCAACCUCGAUGACGACUUUCUAGAUGAUUGAAGUUUCCACCGUCCUCCUCCUCAGCAUGUUUUAUUUAAACAAAAGAGACCAACAUCCCUUAUUUUUUUUGUACUUGUAUCAAAAAAUGUAUGUUGUCAUGCCAGUUUUAUUAGAAAACUAUGACCUCAACAAUGUUUGAAUGAGAACUAAAGUAGAGGGCCCACAGCUGCUCCAUUUUGUACACWCUUUAUCAAAUGAAAGUUUAGAUUAACAGUCUACGGGUUAACUUCAUUUAUGCUUUCCCUCUGCGCUUUUCUGUAAUGUCAUGUCAAUGUUGAAUAAGUCCAAUAAAUUCUGGUUGCUGUAUAUAUUAACA